AUGACGAUCAUCUUUCUACGAUUCUUGAAGAACCCUGCUCCUGUCGAAGAUAUUGCCCUCAUCACUGAGACUCUUCAAAAGAUCAACCCAAACUUAGCCGAGACGGAUCGUACCGAGGACACCAUCACCUUUACUUCUCCAGACAACAACGUCAACCUCUUUGACGGGAUCUUUGAACAAUGGUUGCAUUCAGAACCCCCAGUCAUCACCACGUUUCGAAUGCUGGCCGAUUCUUGA
Messenger RNA from Penicillium expansum, 237 nucleotides. RefSeq lists its product as uncharacterized. NCBI's taxonomy places the organism in Eukaryota, Fungi, Ascomycota, Eurotiomycetes, Eurotiales, Aspergillaceae. The transcript has a single exon. The record is from RefSeq and is a predicted model, not a curated record. The coding region runs from base 1 to 237 and encodes 78 amino acids.